This is a messenger RNA of Camarhynchus parvulus, 1764 nucleotides long. It is a transcript of the gene PIAS4, whose product is annotated as protein inhibitor of activated STAT 4. Gene Ontology annotation, molecular function: transcription coregulator activity; SUMO ligase activity; zinc ion binding. The transcript is spliced from 11 exons. The record is from RefSeq and is a predicted model, not a curated record. Gene Ontology annotation, biological process: regulation of transcription by RNA polymerase II; protein sumoylation. Lineage: Eukaryota; Metazoa; Chordata; Aves; Passeriformes; Thraupidae. Bases 69 to 1550 code for a protein of 493 amino acids.
CCCGGCGCGAGGGCGUCACGUGACCCGGCGGCGGCGGCGGCCGGCGCGGUGGACGCUGGAGGCCCAAGAUGGCGGCGGAGCUGGUGGAGGCGAAGAACAUGGUGAUGAGUUUCCGAGUCUCAGAUCUUCAGAUGUUGCUGGGUUUUGUUGGCAGGAGUAAAAGCGGACUAAAACACGAACUAGUGACCCGAGCUUUGCAGCUGGUCCAGUUUGACUGCAGCCCCGAGGUGUUCAAGAAGAUCAAGGAACUCUACGAGACUCGCUACAACAAGAAGGGCUCGGAGGUGGCGCCGCCGCCGCCGGCGCCGCCCCGUGCCGAGGCGCUGGCCCUGCACUCCUCGUACGACCGCGGCAGCGCCGUGCCCCGGACCCUGCCCGCCGCCAGCAUCGACUACCCUGCCCUCUACGGCAAAUACCUGAACGGACUGGGCAGGUUGCCCCCCAAAGUGGCCAAGCCCGAGGUUCGCUUGGUCAAGUUGCCCUUUUAUACCACGCUGGACGAGCUGUUGAAGCCCACAGAGUUAGUUCCACAGAAUAAUGAGAAGCUUCAGGAAAGUCCGUGCAUUUUUGCAUUAACACCAAGACAAGUGGAGCUGAUCAGAAAUUCCAGGGAGUUGCAACCCGGUGUGAAAUCGGUUCAGGUGGUGCUCAGAAUCUGCUACACAGACACCAGUUCCCCCCAGGAGGAUCAGUACCCUCCCAACAUCGCCGUCAAGGUGAACCACAGCUACUGCUCCGUGCCGGGCUACUACCCCUCAAACAAACCCGGGGUGGAACCCAAGAGGCCUUGCAGGCCUAUCAACCUCACCCACCUCAUGUACCUGUCAGCGGCCACCAACCGCAUCACGGUCACCUGGGGCAACUACGGCAAGAGCUACUCGGUGGGGCUGUACCUGGUGCGGCAGAUGACCUCAGCAGAGCUGCUGCAGAGGUUGAAAACCAUCGGCAUCAAACACCCGGAGCUCUGCAAAGCGCUGGUGAAAGAGAAGCUACGCCUGGACCCCGACAGUGAAAUCGCCACCACCGGGGUCCGAGUGUCCCUCAUCUGUCCGCUGGUGAAGAUGCGCCUGUCGGUGCCGUGCCGGGCCGAGACCUGUGCACACCUGCAGUGCUUUGAUGCCGUCUUCUACCUACAGAUGAAUGAGAAAAAGCCCACAUGGAUGUGCCCUGUGUGUGACAAACCUGCCCCCUACGACCAGCUCAUCAUUGAUGGGCUCCUGUCCAAGAUCCUGACAGAAUGUGAAGAUGCAGAUGAGAUCGAGUACCUGGUGGAUGGCUCCUGGUGCCCCAUCCGAGCCGAGAAGGAGCGGAGCUGCAGCCCUCAGUGUCCCAUCCUGGUUCUAGGCUCCUCGGAGGUGAACGGGCUCCUGGCCACCCCCAACGGCACCGGCGAGAACGGCAAAGCCCCGGCGGACGUUGUGGAUUUAACACUGGACAGCUCAUCCUCGGAGGAGGACGAGGAGGAGGAUGAGGAGGAGGAUGAUGAUGAUGAGGGACCCCAGCCCAAACGACGCUGCUCUUACGAGAAAGGUUUAGUCUCUGCCUGCUGACUGCAGCCACGGCUCGGAAUUCCCAACGGACAGACUUGAAUACUCUGGUGCUUAUUAAACUGGAGGAGGGGGAGAACGUCCUCUCCCACCUCAUCUCCCUCCCUCCCUCAUCUCCUGUGACUUUCCUAUUCCAAAUUACUCAUUAAAACGAGAGAAAAAAGAAAAAAAAAAAAAAAAAAACAAAAAACGACACAAACAAAACAAAAAACAAAAA